Molecule: messenger RNA, 171 nt
Organism: Tetrahymena thermophila SB210
Lineage: Eukaryota; Ciliophora; Oligohymenophorea; Hymenostomatida; Tetrahymenidae
Exons: 1
Source: RefSeq, a predicted model, not a curated record
AUGGCAAGCUAGCUAAAACCCACCAUCAUUGAGAAAAAUUUAACUAAUCCUGCCUUCUUAUAAUAAGCUCCUAAAAUAUUUAAUCCACAAAAUAUUACAGACACUCCUAAUGUGCAAAAUGUUGCAAAUGACCAAUCCCACAACUUUUAGCACUCUUCUUCGAAGCUUUGA